UACGGUGCCUUGCCGUGCCGCGUCGCGACUGACCGCCGUGCUGGAUUCUUUUUGUGUUUGUUUUUUUAAUUCAACGAAUUUAUUCGUCCUAGGAGGGCUAGGAGAAGCUUGACUCUGUGCCGGGGAUGGCAGACAGUGAGCGCAACAGAAAGAUUUUACUGGGACUGGUGAAGCAGCCCGGGAACGACCGGUGCGCAGACUGCGGCGCGCCCGGUCCGGACUGGGCGUCCUGCAAGCUGGGGGUCUUUGUGUGUCUGCAGUGCUCCGGGACGCACCGCAGUCUCUCCACCAGGGUCAAAUCCCUCUUGCUGGACUUCUUUGAGGAUGAUGUAGUGGAGUCAAUGAAAUCCAAAGGCAAUGCCAAGGCCAAGGCUGUGUAUGAGAAAGCUGUUCCACCUUUCUACUACAGACCUCAGGAAAAUGACAACAAGGUCCUGAAGGAACAGUGGAUCCGGGCGAAAUACGAGAGACAGGAGUUCACUGGAGAAAGAAAAUACCCACCACCGGGAUACACCACAGGUUUCUAUGAAGGGAUGCUGUGGAAGAAAGGGAAGGAGAAGACACUGUUUCUGCAGAGGAAGUUUGUAUUGUCAGAGAGAGAGUUUAACCUCAUGUACUACAACAAAGAAGAUGAGUCCAAAGGCCCUAAAGCUGUAAUCUCCAUCAAGAACUUGAACGCAACAUUUCAGCCAGAGAAGAUCGGUCAUCCUCACGGGCUGCAGAUCACUUACCAUGAUGACGAUCACACCAGGAACCUCUAUGUUUAUCACGAGAGUGCCGAGGAAAUCGUCACCUGGUACAACGCCAUUCGUGCUGUUCGCUUUGCAUACCUGAAGACGGCGUUCCCAACUGGAAAAGAUCAAGACCUGGCACUAAAAAUCACAAGAAAUUACCUCAAAGAGGGGUACAUGGAGAAGACAGGACCACUGCAAAAGGAGAUGUUUAAAAAGAGGUGGUUUAUUUUGGACUCCCAAAGCAGGGCGCUGUUAUACUUCAAAGGCCCGCUCGACGCAGAGGAGCUGGGGGUCGUCUUCAUCGGAACAGAGAGCAUUGGUUACUCCGUGAAGGAGUACGUCCCAAAGACCGCCCGGGGAAACAAGUGGAAGUGUGGCGUCAUGGUGCAGACGCCCGGGCGACAGUUCAUCUUCAUGUGCGAACAGGAGAGCGAGCAGAAAGAGUGGCUGGAGGCCUUACGAGAGGUGUUGUCCAGACCCAUGGCACCGCAGGAUUACAUAGGUGAAGCCAGAGUGAGGAACAGAAGAUGACCGACAGAGAGACGUCACAGCAGGAUGAGGCUUAAAGAGCUGCAGCCUUCUGAAAUAUAACAACACAACAGGUGACCUGCUGUAAUGCGUUGCCUUUGUGGAGACUGUGGAAAGAAAGGUGGCCUGUAAAUGUGCUCUAUGUGGAUUAAACAUGUAUAUACACUCAAUUCAUCUCAAAAUGAACCGGAUGCUUAUACUUGAGAAAGUAUUGUUUUGUGAUUUAAAAUCUUUUAUGACUCCCGACAGCUGAUUUACACUCUCCUUCAUAUCAGUGUGGUGGUUUUGAGGAUGUCUCCUAAUUUUGAAAUUUGUAACAUCAUUGUUGAAUAUACUUUUCCUUUUUUAAGUCUUUAAUAAUACAUUUGAUGGAGAAGAUAUUUCAAAAACUUCAUCAUUACAUCUUUUGGAGAUAUGUUUUCAUCAUGGUUAUUAUAAUGUUAUCUGUGUAUAAGUGAUAAUCCCCACAUCUAGUCCCUUGCACACAUGUGACAACAGUUAGCAAAUAAAUUAUUUUUCACCACAUAUAACAUCAAAUGUACAUAAAAUGGGCUCAAUGAUCAAAUGUACAUAAAAUCGGCUCAAUGAUUGAAGAUUACCUGAAAAAUAA
Messenger RNA from Salarias fasciatus (jewelled blenny), 1872 nucleotides. It is a transcript of the gene adap2, whose product is annotated as ArfGAP with dual PH domains 2. Gene Ontology annotation, cellular component: intracellular membrane-bounded organelle; cytoplasm; plasma membrane. Gene Ontology annotation, biological process: positive regulation of GTPase activity; heart development. The record is from RefSeq and is a predicted model, not a curated record. The coding region runs from base 126 to 1265 and encodes 379 amino acids. The transcript is spliced from 11 exons. Gene Ontology annotation, molecular function: phosphatidylinositol-3,4,5-trisphosphate binding; phosphatidylinositol bisphosphate binding; GTPase activator activity. NCBI's taxonomy places the organism in Eukaryota, Metazoa, Chordata, Actinopteri, Blenniiformes, Blenniidae.